Aspergillus calidoustus is the source of this 519-nucleotide messenger RNA. The record is from the annotation of a GenBank genome assembly. Lineage: Eukaryota; Fungi; Ascomycota; Eurotiomycetes; Eurotiales; Aspergillaceae.
AUGACCAUCGAAUCGAACAUACCGACCGAAUGCUCAGACCACGUCGUCUGGACAUAUAGAUAUCUGAACCGUCCCCGCGAAGCGACAUUUUGCGAUGAACGAAGCCUCUUCCGUGCCGGUCGGAAUACAUGGCCUGAUCUGUACAGGCCAACACCCAGUUACGAACCCACGCCUACGCCUCCACCUUACACGAAUACGGCCCCGAAAAGCACGCCAUCUCCUUCACCCUCGCCAUCACCGAGGGCAUCGCCAAGGGCCGGGCUCGGGAGCGGCGCGGAAGUUGUUAUCGUUGCCGCCUUUGGAAUGGUGCUGUCGGUUAGCAUUAUCUGGUUCUGUAUGAGCCGACGUAAUGGACCGGUCGAGCUUGAGGACGAGCACGAGGAGGAGAAGGGGCCUAUGCUUUCUAAGGCUGAGAUGGAGGCAGCCGAGGAGGAAGAGAAGGACCGGUUGUUGCAUGGUGAAUUCAAGGACGAUGCUCUGGAUGCACCGCCCCCUUAUGCGAAGCAUGUGCGCGGAUGA